GCCUGCCCGCGCCCGGAGGAUGGAGCUGUGGCUCCCCCAGCCCAGCUGACGUCUCCCCGCCUGGGCGUGUGCACCAGGCUCGCUCUGCCCCGCCGGCACCUGCCCUGGGGCGGCCAUGCGGGAGCCGCGGCCGGCGGCCCCGGCGUCCUGCGGCUGAGCCCGGCUGCGGGGCAGGGAGGGGAGCGGAGCGCCCCCGGCAGCAUCCCCAGCCGCGCCCCCGGCGGAGCUCGGACCCGCGGCCGCCUCCACCCGCCGACUCUGGCUGCGGCGAGCAUGUGCCCAGGGGAGCCGGGCCGGGCGCCCGGGCAAGGGCGUUUGAAGGGAACCUGAGCAGGGCGCUUCCCCGGCAGGAUGGAGGCAGCGCCAGGCACGGAGCCCCGGGACAGGGCGCAGGGCGCCGACCCGCGGGACAAGCCCCAGGCGCUGGACGGGGCGGCCCCCGGGCGCCCCGAGGGUAGCGUGGGCUCUGGGCCAGGCCAGCCGCCCAGCGCAGUAACCCCGGCGGAGGCGCCCGCCUCGCAGCCCGGGGCCGGCAAGGCGGAGGCGGCGGAACAAAUCCUGUCGGACGCCGAGGACCCCGCCGCGCUAGCCGGCACCUUCGUGCAGCGCCAGCUCGGGGCCAUGCUGCAGCCCGCGGUCAACAAGUUCUCGCUGCGCAUGUUUGGCAGCCACAAGGCGGUGGAGCUGGAGCAGCAGCGGGUGAAAUCGGCCGGGUCCUGGAUCAUCCACCCCUACAGCGACUUCAGGUUUUACUGGGACCUCAUCAUGCUGCUGCUGAUGGUGGGGAACCUGAUCAUCCUGCCCGUAGGCAUCACCUUUUUCAAGGAUGAGAACACACCACCUUGGAUUGUCUUCAACGUGCUCUCGGACACCUUCUUCCUGGCCGACCUGGUGUUGAACUUCCGCACGGGCAUCGUGGUGGAGGACAACACGGAGAUCAUCCUGGACCCGCACACCAUCAAGAUGAAGUACCUGAAGAGCUGGUUCCUGGUCGAUUUCAUCUCCUCCAUCCCCGUGGAUUACAUCUUCCUCAUCGUCGACCUGGAGACUCAGGUGGACUCCGACGUCUACAAGACAGCGCGGGCCCUGCGCAUCGUGCGCUUCACCAAGAUCCUCAGCCUGUUGCGGCUCCUACGCCUGUCCCGCCUCAUCCGCUACAUUCACCAGUGGGAGGAGAUUUUCCACAUGACCUACGACCUGGCCAGCGCCGUGGUGCGGAUCGUUAACCUCAUUGGCAUGAUGCUGCUGCUGUGUCACUGGGACGGCUGCCUGCAGUUCCUGGUGCCCAUGCUGCAGGAUUUCCCUGAGGACUGCUGGGUCUCCAUCAAUCACCUGGUGAACGACUCCUGGGGGAAGCAGUACUCCCAUGCCUUGUUUAAGGCCAUGAGCCACAUGCUCUGCAUUGGGUACGGCCAGCAAGCUCCGGAGGGGAUGACCGACGUCUGGCUCACCAUGCUCAGCAUGAUUGUGGGUGCCACCUGCUACGCCAUGUUCAUUGGCCACGCCACUGCCCUCAUCCAGUCGCUGGACUCCUCCCGCCGGCAGUACCAGGAGAAGUACAAGCAGGUGGAGCAGUACAUGUCGUUCCACAAGCUGCCCGGGGACACGCGCCAGCGGAUCCAUGAGUACUAUGAGCACCGCUACCAGGGCAAGAUGUUUGAUGAGGAGAACAUCCUGGGGGAGCUGAGUGAGCCUCUCAAAGAGGAAAUCAUCAACUUUAACUGCCGGAACCUGGUGGCCAACAUGCCGCUGUUUGCCAGCGCCGACCCCAACUUUGUGACGGCCACUCUGACCAAGCUGCGCUUCGAGGUCUUCCAGCCUGGGGACUUCAUCAUCCGCGAGGGCACCGUGGGCAAGAAGAUGUACUUCAUCCAGCACGGCGUGGUCAGCAUCCUCACCAAGGGCAACAAGGAGACCAAGCUGUCCGAUGGCUCCUACUUCGGGGAGAUCUGCCUGCUGACGCGGGGGAGGCGCACGGCCAGCGUCCGGGCUGACACCUACUGCCGCCUCUACUCACUCUCGGUGGAUAACUUCAAUGAGGUGCUGGAGGAGCACCCCAUGAUGCGUAGGGCCUUCGAGACCGUGGCCAUGGACCGCCUGGACCGCAUCGGUGAGGGAGCGCCCGCCCCAGGUAAGAAGAACUCCAUCCUCCUGCGCAAGCGAGCAGAGCACAGCUCGGGGACCAUGAACAACGAGAUGAUCCAGCAGAUUGUCAAGCACGACCGGGACAUGGCCCACAACAUCCAGGACCUGCAGCAGAUGGCGGUGGGCCGGGAGCUGAGUGGCAAGCCAGUGAUCUGGGAGCCCCUGGUGCAUGCGCCACUGCAAACGGCAGCUGCCACAACCAACGUGGCCAUUGCCUUGACUCACCAGCAGAGCCUGCAGGCCCACAUCUUCCUGCCACCCUCCUCCAUCUCCAGCCCACUCUCACCUGAGGCCACCCUGCUCACCAGGCAAGUGCGCAGGUCCCAGCCCAGCCUGGGGGGCUCCCGGCCCUCCUCGGUGAGCUCCCAGUCCGGCGUACAGUCCCACCUGCAGACGCCUGCAGCCAACUCCCCUUCAUCCCCCAUGGUCCAGUCCCAGUCGCCUCUGGAAAGUGGGGGUCAGAAAGCUGGCCACGUGGGACUGCCACAGCCAAGGCUGGUGCAGAAGGGAGAGCCCCUGGCGAUAGCAAAGCAGCCCCUGACGGGCUCCCAACCCCAGCUCUCCAAGUCCCGAGGCACCUCAGUUUCCACGUCACUUCUGCAGCAGCCAGCAGGGGCUCCGUCCCCCAGCUCUGAGCAGGCGCUCCCAGCAGGGAGAACUCUCCACUACAGCCUGUCCCGAGCCACCGGCUCCCACAUCUCACUGCUGAUGCAGCCGCAGCAGCUGGUGAAACACAGGAGCAUCCAGGGCCUACCCAUCGGGAGGCUCACCCAGGACGUCCGGCUCCUGUCAGCAUCUCAGCCAUCCCUGCCCAAUAAAGUCGCCCAGCAAGUGGACGGGAGCUCCUCCCCUCAGGGCAGAAAGUCAGCAGGGAACCUGGCUCACAGGUCAUCUCCCUCGGUAGCUGGACUCCUCACCAAGCCACCCCCUGGGGUUCCAGGCCAGCCAGCACACCCGCAGCAGAUGCCUUCAGGAUCUUUGGUCCAAUCCAGCCGGCCCGUGAGCGGACCGUCCACCCCGCAGUCUCCCGUCUCUACGCCCAGGCAUGCGGCAGGCCCCUCCCGCAAGGGCUCCGUGGCAUUCAGCCCUGAGGUGGAAAGUGGGAAGCCCAAACUCCCGUCCAACAUAUGAGAGCCCAGGGCUGGGUCCAAGCAUGGGGGGGAGAGGAGUGGGCUCGCUGGAGAGCCGUGCUCCUGGGGCUGUUUGACAUGGGGCUGGGGCAGGGAGAAAGGGGGACAGCCUCCCCCAAGGCCCCCACCCAGGGCUGAGGCUUAGUGGGCAAGGAGAGGAGAUGGCCAGGGGUGACCACCUACCGCAGAUACUGACUCUGCCAGAGUCAUAUGCCUGGCUGCAGGACAGGCUCUGCCCAGGGGUCGCUCUGGGAUUCUCCUGACUCCACUGAGGACAGGAAGCCACUAAAAGGCUGCCCCCAUCUGCACCCCAGAGCAAGGGGGCAGCAGGGCUGUGGGCUGGGCUGACUCCAUCAGUGCCCUCUGCAUUCUGCCUCUCCCUGGGAAACCAAUCUUGCAAUGGGACCCUGCCCCUACUCUGUCCCCUUGCCAUGGGGCCCUGCCCUAUUCCUCACUCCACCUGCUCCCAAUGGGCCCAGCCCCUGCCCUGCAGGGCAUAGGCCCCACCGUGGUGAGUAGCGUCAGGAAGGCACUCAGUGGCUUCUCCCACUCAUGUUUCUCCAUUAGGAAAUUCUCCCAGCCCCCCCACUUUGCCCAUCCCUCAGCUGUGUCCCCACAAUGGCCUGGUUCAAGCCUUUGCCCUGUGGGGGAUAGGGCCAGAGCCCCAGGGUGAGGCCUUUCCCCUCACCCACAGCAGGGGACAGAGUGGAGGGGUGGACCCCAGGGAGAGGCCUUUGCACUGGGGGAGGGCAGAGUGGGAGGAGGUGGGGGAUUGCAAGGUUGCUGAAAACUGGAAUCCCCCUCACUCCAGCUCCCAAGCCUCUGUACCCAGAGCAGGACGACGGGGGCCCCAUGGCGCUGGCUGCCAUGGCCGACCCAGGAAGCCAAGAUGAAUCCAUCCAGCACCCCAUGGUCCCAGGCAGCUCCAAGUCCCCAGGACUCCAAGUGUCUCCCCUCUCUCCCCCUCAUCCCCAACUGGUCUAGUCUGAGAGGCCACACAGAUCCUCGUGCACGUGGCCUCUGCCCCCAGAGGCCUGGCAAGUCACUGCCACUUGUGAACACGUCUCAGCAGCCCUGUCUCCCACAAGGUGAGGUUAAAUGUGUGCAGGAGCUCAUGCGAGUGCCUCUCGCCCUAGAGAACCCAGUUCCCUGGGGAAGGGAGGCAUGGGGAGCAGGCAUGUCUCAUCCCCCACUGCUCCGAGCACCUGGUCUUUAUAGUCAGAUGGUCCCUGUAGAAAGAGGGAGAUCUCGACCCAGCAGAAGGGGGCCGUGGGCCAGAGCUGUCCUGGCUGUAACUGUCUGGGCUGGAUUUGAGCUGGUGGGUUCCCUCCACCUCACAGCUCCUGGCCUGUCCUGGGGUCCAGGAGGCUGCCUCUGAGGACAUAGGCCCAGUGCUGGCUUCCCUGAGGUGCUUGUUCCUGGUAUCCGUGGCUUGUCAGGAGAAGAUUAAUCAACUCCCCUUGGUGCAAGGAGCCAGGCCUGGAAAUACAAAAGCUGAAUAGAAAUGUCCCGAGGUCCCCCAGGGCCUGUGCUGGGAGGCCAAAGGUGAUGUGCAUUCCUAUGAGACAGGCUCUGAUGGAUGUUCUGGGAGCCUUGGGGCAGCCAGACCCAGAGACCUGACUGAAGGGCCUCCUUGUCUGGGUCUUGUCCCCUACACUGUAUUGAGGCAGGGAGCACAGGGACUGCAGUUCAGGGCUCUCAGUGUCACCCCGAGAUGUGCAUUUCUCACUGAGCAUGUUCUUGGCAGACCAGACGGUUUCCUGCUCCCCUCUUGUGGGAAGGGACAUGGAAAGAGUUUUGCUACCUCUGCUCUCGACUGCUAGCUCCUGCACCCCAGGAGGGUCUUUGAGAGCUGGGCCAGGGGGUUUCUCUCUUACCUUGCAGGCUGGUGCCCAUUGCCUGGGGUUAGUCUGAGUGAGCAGCACUGUCCCAGGGAGUUGGGUGUCGGGAAGGGUUGGUCCCCACCCCCUGUCCAUGGUCAAGUCUUGCUAAAGACCCAGCCCCAGUUUCUUGAAGUCAGUCCAAGAUGCUCUUCAUCAGCAUUAAAGUGACUCCAGGGAGAUUGCAGAGGAGAUGCUCACGUUCCCCCACCCCAGGCCCAUCAGUCACGCCCCAAUCACUGCCUGGAUCUCAGCUCGAAGCAAUGUUGCUUCCUGCACUUGUAGCCUCCCCAGGGGAGGAUUCUGCGUCCCUGUACAGAAGGGUUGGGAUUUCCGGGGAGUCUCCCGGCUCAGCCCGAGCUGCCCCUCUCCAGGAACCAGUAGUUAGCAAUGUGUGUGCGAGUCGUGGCUCUGCUAAGCAGCUGAAUUCUGCUUACGGUGUUGCUUUUGGGUCCAAACGUGUUACUGAUUUGGGUUAGAAUAGUGCCCCCCCCCCCCCC
Messenger RNA from Malaclemys terrapin pileata, 5655 nucleotides. RefSeq names its product hyperpolarization activated cyclic nucleotide gated potassium channel 3 (gene HCN3). Gene Ontology annotation, cellular component: membrane. Gene Ontology annotation, biological process: transmembrane transport; potassium ion transport. Gene Ontology annotation, molecular function: voltage-gated potassium channel activity. The record is from RefSeq and is a predicted model, not a curated record. Bases 352 to 3276 code for a protein of 974 amino acids. The transcript is spliced from 8 exons. NCBI's taxonomy places the organism in Eukaryota, Metazoa, Chordata, Testudines, Emydidae.